GACCCCCCGGAGGAGCUGGAGCGCAAGGUGCGGCAGCUGGCGCUGCUGGUGUCGCGGGCCUCCCACGUGGUGUUCCACACGGGCGCGGGCAUCAGCACGGGCGCCGGCAUCCCUGACUUCAGGGGCCCCCGCGGCGUCUGGACCAUGGAGGAGCGCGGCCUGACCCCCCAGUUCGACACCACCUUUGAGAGCGCGCGGCCCACGAAGACGCACAUGGCGCUGGUGCAGCUGGAGCGGGUGGGCCUCCUCCGCUUCCUGGUCAGUCAGAACGUGGACGGGCUGCACGUGCGCUCCGGCUUCCCCAGGGACAAGCUGGCUGAGCUGCACGGGAACAUGUUUGUAGAAGAGUGUGUCAAGUGCAGGACGCAGUAUGUCCGGGACACCGUGGUGGGCACCAUGGGCCUCAAGGCCACCGGCCGGCUCUGCACCAUGGCCAAGGCAAGAGGGCUGCGGGCCUGCAGGGGGGAGCUGAGAGACACCAUCCUGGACUGGGAAGAUGCCCUGCCCGACCGGGACCUGGCUCGAGCCGACGAGGCCAGCAGGACCGCCGACCUGUCCAUCACCCUGGGCACCUCCCUGCAAAUCCGGCCCAGUGGGAACCUGCCACUGGCCACCAAGCGCCGGGGAGGCCGGCUGGUCAUCGUGAACCUCCAGCCCACCAAGCACGACCGCCAUGCUGACCUGCGCAUCCACGGCUACGUAGACCAGGUCAUGACCCGACUCAUGAAGCACCUGGGGCUGGAGAUCCCCGCCUGGGAUGGGCCCCGCGUGCUGGACCGGGCCCUGCCACCCCUGCCGCGCCCUCUGGCUCCCAAGCUGGAGCCCAAGGAGGAGCCCCCUAGCGACCCCGGGCAGGAGCCCAGUGUGGAGCCCCGGGCCCAGCACAAUGGCUGCAAGCCCCCCAGCCCCAAGAGGGAGCCGCCAGACAGCCCUGCCCCCCGCCAGCCUCCCAAGAGGGUGAAGGCCGAGGCGGCACCCAGCUGACCAGGCGCUGGGCCGGGCUCUCACGGAAACCAUGGACUCCUCUUUCUUACGGUCUCACUGUUACUUGUCCCUGUCCCCGGGGAUCUCAGGGAGCUGAGAGCAGGACUCCAGGCCCAGGGUGGUGGGCCUCCACUGUGUGGUUGGCUCUUGGGCCUCUGGGGAGCCCAGGAAGAGCCCGGCCCGCAGUGCCACCCAGGCCUGCUGCCCGCCACGGCCAGCCUCCGACUCAGGACUUCUGGGAGCGGGUGGCAGACGCCCUCCUCCCCAGUUUCCAGCCUAAGGGGGAGCGCCCUGGGCCCUGGGCUCCUCUGGGGACUCCGCACACUCCCUCCCCAUCAGCUCUUGAUCUGCCUCCCAAGGCCACCUUCAGGGACCCCCACGGGGAGCCGGACCCCCCCCCCAGCUGAGGGCAGGGCUGCGGGGAGAGGGUCCCGGGCCUCCCCAAGUCUUCAACGCAAUAAAGACAGACUCCUUGCA
Molecule: messenger RNA, 1461 nt
Organism: Marmota monax (woodchuck)
Lineage: Eukaryota; Metazoa; Chordata; Mammalia; Rodentia; Sciuridae
Gene: Sirt6
Product: sirtuin 6
Exons: 7
Coding region: 145-984 (279 amino acids)
Molecular function (GO): NAD+ binding
Source: RefSeq, a predicted model, not a curated record